This is a messenger RNA of Zonotrichia albicollis (white-throated sparrow), 9985 nucleotides long. RefSeq names its product dehydrogenase/reductase 3 (gene DHRS3). The record is from RefSeq and is a predicted model, not a curated record. Gene Ontology annotation, cellular component: lipid droplet. Gene Ontology annotation, molecular function: all-trans-retinol dehydrogenase (NAD+) activity. Gene Ontology annotation, biological process: retinoid metabolic process; regulation of retinoic acid receptor signaling pathway. NCBI's taxonomy places the organism in Eukaryota, Metazoa, Chordata, Aves, Passeriformes, Passerellidae.
CCCAGCGCCGCGGCCCUGAGCGGCAGAGACGGCAAUAGGCAGAAAUGAGUAAGAGCCAGAGCUGAAGUAGUGCACGGCGUAAUUCCUGCUCUGUGAUCCACGCUCCAAGUGAAAAAACCGGGAGAGGGGGCAGAGAGAGGCAGUGACCGGCUCAGCCUUUGCAACCGGCUCAGGACAGAACGUCUAUAGAUAUUUAUAGAUACUAAAACAACAACAACAACCUCACCCUGAAUUGAGGCUUUCUUAAAAAGAAGGUCCUGGCAAUUCUAUCUUAUUUAAGCAAUUUCCUGAGUCUAAGAAUAGAAAUGAGCUGCCUGGAAGGCACUGCAGGCUGAAAUUUGGAGACAUAGGCUGCUUUAUUUUUUUUUUCUACAUAUAAAAAGCUUUCGUUUGGAUACUGGAUUUUCAUGUGGGUUUUUGCAGCGGAGGGAUGUAUGGUUACUUUUAAUUCUACUUUUUUCCCCCCUCUGUUUUAAUUUAAAAAACAAGCUUUCCAGUUAAAAAGCAAGGAAGCUGUUUUACCUGCGUGUGACAAUUCCAGAGGACACCGAUCAAGAAACAGGAGUGACUUGGUCUUCUGCACUACUUUACUCCUACCCCCAUUUAUUUUUUCGGGGGAGGGAAGGAUUUUUCCAGUCCAAGAACCUCUUGCCCCCAAGUUUUGGAAGGGGGGCUGAAGAACUGUCACCCAUCUGGGGGUGCAUGAAGGCUAUCGCUUUUCUUUCUCUGUCACCUUGGUUCUGUGGAGGCUUGGAAGAGAACUUUGCCUGGCAGAAGAGGAUGAUGUGGAAGUGGCUGGGCGCCCUGCUGCUGUUCCCGGUGCAGAUGGUGUAUCUGGUGGUGAAAGCCGCCGUGUGCCUGCUGCUGCCGCCCAAGCUGCGAGACCUGUCCCGAGAGAACGUGCUGGUGACCGGCGGGGGCCGCGGCAUCGGCCGGCACCUGGCCCGGGAGUUCGCCCGGAGAGGAGCCAGGAAGAUCAUCCUGUGGGGUCGGACUGAGAAAUGCCUGAAGGAGACCACGGAGGAGAUCAGGAUGAUGGGGACAGAGUGCCACUACUUCAUCUGUGACGUGGGGAACCGUGAGGAGGUCUACCAGCAAGCCAAGGCCGUCAGGGAAAAGGUGGGUGACAUCACCAUCCUGGUGAACAAUGCUGCUGUGGUUCAUGGGAAGAGCCUGAUGGACAGCGACGACGAUGCACUGCUGAAAUCCCAGCACAUAAACACCCUGGGACAGUUCUGGACCACCAAAGCAUUCCUGCCAAGGAUGCUGGAGCUCCAGAAUGGGCACAUUGUUUGCCUGAACUCUGUCCUGGCCUUGUCAGCCAUCCCUGGUGCCAUUGACUAUUGCACCUCCAAAGCCUCAUCCUUUGCUUUCAUGGAGAGCCUGACCCUGGGGCUGCUGGACUGUCCUGGAGUGAAUGCCACCACAGUCCUGCCCUUCCACACCAGCACAGAGAUGUUCCAGGGCAUGAGAAUCAGGUUCCCUAGUCUCUUUCCUCCUCUCAAGCCAGAGACAGUGGCCAGGAGGACGGUAGAAGCUGUUCAGAUGAACCAAGCCUUCCUGCUCCUCCCAUGGACAAUGCAUGUCCUUGUUAUCCUAAAAAGCAUUCUCCCCCAGGCAGCACUUGAAGAAAUCCACAAGUUUUCUGGGAGCUACACCUGCAUGAACACUUUUAAAGGACGAACAUAGGCUGGCACCAGGACUGCUCUGCAGUGAGCCCAGCACAAGCAUGAAAAUCCUCCAGGACUGGGAAUCAGCAGCUCUUGGCUUUCAGCCUGUUCAUGUGACUUGUGCUGCUCUGAGGCAACACAUUUCUUGCAGGUCAUAUCCAUAGUAACAUGACCUUUGCACAGGAUUGAGUGAGUGGACUAUGGACCCUUGGAAAGGAAAAACAGAAAGUGUGAAAUGUUUCCAUGAUGUUUAAUUCUUUAGAGUUCAAUUGUUAAAUCUACUCAUAGUUUUAAGAUGUGAUUUUUGUUUCUCAAGUGUCUGUGGGCUGCCUCAGUGGAGAGGCAGCACAUCCCAUCCCAAACACACUCUGUGCCCUCUCUCCAGAGCAGCUGCCACUGGUUUCAUUUCAGCUUUUUGAAUGGGGAACUUCAGAAUUACUUGGAAGAACUAAAAGAUACGGACGUUUCAUGGACGCUUCCUUCUCUUUCUUCACUUCCCAUCCCUGAUGAAGCUGUUCCCAGCACACACUGGGGAAGGAGCAAACCAUGAGGCAAUGUUUUCUCUGCUAAAGGCCACCCAGGACUUCUCUUUCUGGGCCCAAAAAAGCUGUUGUGCUUCCCCUCUGGAGGCUGGACAGGAAGGCUGAGGCAGCAGAGCUGAGAGUUUAAAUAGUGGGAGAUUCUUUCUGUCACUGAAUUCAUAUGUGAAAUUGUCGUUCUGAUUUUUUUUGUUGUUGUUCAUUUCUGAUAAAAUAUAAAUAUAUUUUUAGUGUUAAUCCCAGACUGCCACACAUGUAGGCAGCAGCACAUUGGGGAUGAACUAAAUCUAGGAACUAAAACUAGAGCCUGCUUGUACAAACAUACAUUCACUGACACAAUCCAUGCAGAGGAAAAUCCAUUAUAUCAGUCUGCACAGUGAAGUGGAAUAGUGCUCUAAGAGACAGUGCUGUUGUGCUCAUGAGAUGUGAAAUUGGGGAGCACAUUUAGCAAAGAGCUGAUUAAAUGCAUUUUGAAUUCAUCUGGGAAUAAACCCAUUGUGCUUUAGGAACAUUGAGUCAGCCACUGAUCAGCCAGAAGUGAUAAAUAUGCUUGGGCUGAGGUGCCAGAAGCAGCUAGACAUUAUUUAUUUUUGUAGUGAAAUAUUCUCUUUGACAGCCUAGGAAGGGCAGCACUGCAUUCCUGUGCAAAAUGCAGUGAGCAGCACAUUGGAGCACUGCUAACAGAGAAAUUAAAAUAAUUGCAAUACAGGAAGUAGCAAGUCCAGCUGUAGACACCUGAAUGAAGUGCCUCAAGGGUGGAUGUGUGAUUAAAGGAGUGAAUUUAGGGCUCCUGACUCGAAUUUCAAGCUUUUCUGUAGAUGUCCUGGAUGGCUUGGGGCAAAAUGCAUCACCUGAAGGAGCACCCUGACCUGCAAAGCAGAUAUUUCUGGUGUUUCCCUACCUCAAAAUUGCAAGUCUGGCUACCUAAAUGUCUGUCAAAAGUUCAGCAAAUUCAAAUGCAACAUUUUGUAGAAAGUUAAAGCAGUAUUUGUUCAUGGACCAGGAGCUUCUAUACAGAAAUUUGGAUGAGGAAAAAACCCAUAUACUAAAAUUUAUCAUCUAAAAGACUUCUGAGGCACAUCAGAAAAGCUGUGAGCUGUGCUUAAAACACUUCUUUGGUUCUGCCACGUAGAUUGGAGACCUGCAACUGAGGUGCAAAGGUGUGAGUGCUAAAAUCAGGUCUGACCUUGCUGCAGACCAUUGGAUUUCUCCUUUCUGGAGCUCUCCCAGAGGAAGGUGCUGCCAGAAGUGUUGGGGUCCCUCUGCCUGGGUGAGUGUUUGGAGGGGCUCUCCUGCCCGAGUCAGUGCCGAGCUGUAACCUGGAGCACUGUGGCACUUCUGGUUAAUCUGAAACUCCUGGAUAUCUGGAGAGGAUGAAAAGAAACUUUAAUCUCUGUGAUUUUGAGACACACCCUAGUAGAUGCUUCCAGCUUUAUUUUUUGUCAAUUUUUUUGAGAAGCCCAUCUCAGUGAAAAAUCAAGUGCCAUGAGAGGAGAAUGCUUCAAGGUUCCUUCCAGAUCCUUCCAGGAUCUGCCUGGAAUACUGAAGGUACCAGGUUUAUCAGGAGAGGUUGAUAUGGUGAUACCAACUUCUCCUUGUGCUCUCUGAUCCUUUCCAGUUUCUCAUUAAUCCCAGCUGGGAGUGCCAGGCUUGUAGCUGCAGGUGCAAUCACCUGUGCUGAAAGAGCAGCGUCCCCUUGAAAUUAAACCUUUGUGCUGAGAUUCUGUUCAUUGAUAACUUCCCAAUGCAAAAAUGAGCUAAAAACACACUGGAAUCCCCAUCCACCCCAAAUCCUGUCCCUUCAGUAGAUCUGCUCUUUCCCUGCAGCACAAAAAGAUGUUGCCUAUCUCCAGGGUUGCCUUACACACUGUUGAUUUCUUUCUGAUGUUUGCUGAUGAUUUCUUUCUUUCUGAUGAAUACAAACAAGCCAGGAGGAGCUGAGGCUCAUCCUGUCUGCUCUCACACACAGAGCUCCCUGUGCCUUCCCUCGGGGUCCCAGAGCAGACAGCAGGUCAAAUAGCAGCCACAGUGGGGGAGAGGCUUGCAGCAAGCAGAAAAUGAUGAGGAAAACAUUAACUUUGCUUUUCAGAUAGCAGGGAGGAGUUGGGUAAGAGAGAUCCUUCCCUGGUGAGUGUUGCAGACAGGACGGGCUCCAUCGAGCUGCAAACGUGCAUGGAGACUCUGAAAAGGUUUUUUUUUAAUAAAAAGGCUCCUCUGGAAUGCCUGCUGGGGUCUGCUGGGACCUUCCCACAUAAGGGUAGGGUUGGGUAAUGUUGAAGUGCUGCAAAUGUGGACAAGCUUUGUUGAAGCCUAAGGCCUUCUCCGAGGAAUUUCCGCCCUUUGAUUUACUUUAAUUUUGAUUUUCCCCGCUCUCUCUGCUGCCUCCUUCUCUCCACUGCACAAUUAUUUUCUGCCUUCUGUUUUCCUGUGUCAUCACUGCACUUUUCUGUGCCACCAUCUUGAAGCCAGAUGUCAUACAAGAGUCUGGAGUAAAUGGAGAUUGGGGCAUUCAUUUAUUAUCCUGCUGGAGGAAUCCAGGUGAAGCUGCAGGAGCAGCUCACAGGAGUUUCAUAGGAAAUUUAGUUUUACUUGCUGCAAAUUCUGAAAAAGGAAAAGAGUCCUCACUAUGGCUCAUAUCUUGCUGGAGGAAUCCAGGUGAAGCUGCAGGAGUGCAGGAGUUUGAUAAGAAAUUAGUUUUACUUGCUGCAAACUCUGAAGAAGUAAGAGUCCUCUCUAUGGCUCUUACACAGGAGAUUAUUGCUGGUUUAAAAUUUGAAUGAUAGAGAAACAUGAGCUGGUUUGGGACAUGUUCCCUUCACCAAAAAAAGGCCAAAUUUAAAUGGGAGGAUUUUUCAGCUCAAGGUGGUUUCAAGUGCUGCUGUUUAUAUUAAGUGAUUUUCAGAAUUAGCAAGGCAGGGCAGGGAGAGGAGGAGUCCUUUGUAUAGGAAUCUGAUCCUUCAUGUUGAAUAUUUCUUUUUGUGGUUUUUGAUGAGAAAAAAGCGCACCCUCGUGCACCCUUGGUGAACUUUAAAAAGGUUGUUCCAGCCAUGUCCCUGCCCAUGGCAGGUUUUAGCAGCAUGACAAAAAGGAGCGUGCCCUGAAAGUGGGAGCUGAACCCUCCCCACUCACCCAUUGUUCCAUUGAGGUUAAAAAGCAAUAGAGUCUGUCCCUCAAGUUCUUCUAGAACUGCACAGAAAGUGCCUGGGCAAGUGGUUCUGAUGUUUGCAAAGAGAAACUUGUUGUACUUUUAUGUAAUGUGUUAAUUAGUGUGGGUGGGUAUGAUCAGAUCUAGUCUUGCAAGCCUUUCCGACAACUCCCUGAACACUCCCACCUUCAGAUAUUAACAGAUAGCACUUGCCAAAGCUCCUAAAACCCAGUAACAGACUUAAUGCAGGCACAGCAGAAGUGGGUGCGUGGAUUUCCAAGAGAACACAUCUGCUUGUAGCAGACAUUAAUGUGGCCCAGUGCCUUCCUCGAGCUGAAAUGCAACUGCUGAGAAAAGAACACAAGGUGAUCCUUGGAUCAUCUCUUUUGUUUUUAUUUCUUCACUUGGAUUUAAUAGAUUUAAUCUAGGUGACAGCCACUUUUUUGACAGUACUGGUUCCUAAGUUUGGGCUAGAGCAGGAUUAUGUCAAAUGCAGUAUUUUGCAUUUUUACCAACCACCAGCCCUGGGAAUGAGAAUAUUCUGCACUGUUUGCUGCUCUCACCUCCCCAGCACUCAGAUCCUGGCAUGUUUGGAGUCUGAGCAAACCUGUCAGUCACCAGCAGCACUUUCAUUCUCCAGGGAACUGAAUCCUCUUUGACCUCAAGCUUUUCUGAAGGAGAUGCUGAGCUGUGAGUAGUGGCAGCCACAGAUUCAGGGACUUGGAGAGAGACAGGAGGACAAACAGAACUUCACCUGCUCCCUGCAGCUCAUUCUCUUCUAUCCUGUGAUUCCUGGGGCAAGAUGGAAAUUCAGAUACUUCUGCCCUUUUACCACCUCUGUUCUCCUGAGGUCACCUCAGCCCUGAUUGUCCCCUGGACCAUCCAAGGCAUUGAGUUCCUCUGCUCCAUUCUGUCAUUUUGUUUUCCAUAUCACCCCCUCUUUUCUCCUGUAGCAGAUCCUGUGAACAGAAACUCACACUGACCCAGCCUGCCUGGACUGAAGGCACAAAACUCUGAGACAAUUUUUAUCUUCACACCUUCCCAAAGAGUCCAAAUUUACUGGUUCCUUAUAGCUCAUCUUUGUUAUGGGCAUUGUGACAUAUUAGUACAGAAAAAAAUUAAGUGUGAUGAUUUUUAUGCAUCAAAUAAUGAUUUUUUCCUGCCUGACCUCCUUAAAUGAGGGAAGAAAGCAGUGUAAUUGGAGAGUGACUGAAAAGUAUAUGAGAAUACAAAAUAGAAGAUGCAGUCUUGGGGAGAGUGUGAUGGCCCUAAGCAGACAGAGGCAAGAUGCCGCCUUACCUCCCUGGAGUUAUAUAAUAACAGAGGCACAGAAAAAAAUUGUGUGAUGAUUUUUAUGCAUCAUAUAAUGAUUUUUUUCCUGUCUAACCUCCAUAAAUGAGGGAAGAAAGCCGUGUAAUUGGAGUUGGAGAGUGACUGAAAAGUGUAUGAAAAUACAAAAUAGAAGAUUUUGUAUUCACAAUCUUAGGGGGAGUGUGAUGGCCCUAGACAGACAGAGGCAAGAUGCCACCUUACAUCCCUGAAAUUAUAUAGUAAGAGGCACAGAAAAAAAUUAAGUGUGGUGAUUUUUUUAUGCAUCUAUAAUGAUUUUUUUCUGCAUAAACCCAGAACAAUUCCUCCUUAAAUGAGGGAAUAAAGCUCUGUAAUUGGAGAGUGACUGAAAACUUAUAUGAGAAUACAAAAUAGAAGAUAAGGUGCAAUUUUAGGGGGAGUGUGAUGGCCCUAAACAGACAGAGGCAAGAUGCCACCUUACAUCCCUGGAGUUAUAUAAUAACAGAGGCGUGUGAUUUCCAGCCAAAUGCAAAGUCUAUAAAAGUUGUCACUCCUGCUCAUUCCAGGGGGUCACCAUGCCCUAAAAAGCAGUCAAUUAAUUUUGUAGCUUGCUGGCUUGGAAACUGCAAUAUGCUGGUAAGUGAUAGCUGACUCUUGGGUUUUUGAGGGAGGGAAAGCAGCCCAAAGAUGCAAAAACAAGGGUCAGUUUGACUCCCUGCUCACUUUCUCCAGCUGCAAAGGCCAUCCAUCAUGUGUGGGUAUUACAAGGACAUGGUUGUGUCACUAAUCAUCCUGACCUGGUGCUACUGGGUAGAUGUGGUUCCAUUUCCUACUUUUUUCUUAAGCAAAAGCAUUUUUUAAAUAGGAUUUCUCUUUAUCUGGGUUGGUUGCCUCUGUAUUGUACAGGCUUUUCACAGAGAGGCAUCCUAGAGAUGAAAUUUCCCUAUCUGUGUUAAUCCAAUGAUAAUGAAAAUACAGAAGGGAGGAGUUCCCAUUGGAUGUCUUCCUUCCCCAUGAAGCUCUGUGGAACUAAGGAGAGGAGCCCUGUUGGAAGAUCAAUGCCUUAAAUCCAUCCUGUAAUCCAUCUCAGAAACCUGCUGGCUUCUGUCUGAAAAAGCUCCUGCCUUCCAAAAUUGUCUUCCUGCAGGUCCCUGGGGAAUUUGGCUCUGAAUUUGGUUUCCUGAGCAGGUCACUAGUGCACUAACAGAGUAAAGGCUGCACAUACAAACUCUGAACAGAUUUAAACUUCUGGUCCCACAGGACACUGUUGAUUUUUCCAGGCUGAAGAAGGAGGUGAUGUCAGGUAAGCAGUACAAACCUGAGCUCUGGGAGGGCUCUGCUUGUCCAAAGAGAGUUCAGGGCACAGCUCCCACCUCCUGCCUCAGAUCUGAGCCCUGGCUGGACCCUUGGGCCACAAUCUGCAAUCCCUGGGCAUCAAGAUUGCGUGAACUGACAUCUUCCCUGAUUUUUUAUCAUCAGACACUUUGUGGUGUGGCCCCCAGCUGCCCUUGGGCAUCACUGUUCCAGUUACAGCUUCCUUGUGAGAGGAAGAGGAGGGGCAGACCCCGAUCUCUCUGCUGACCAGGGACAGACCCCAAGGGAAUGGCCUGAAUUGUGUCAGGGGAUGUUCAAGCUGGAUUUUAGAAAAAGGUUCUUCACCCAGAGAGUGGUUGGACACUGGAAGAGGUGGUCCAGGGAAGGGGUCACAGCCCCAGAGUUUAAGAAGCAUCUGGACAACACCCUUGGGCUCAUGGUGUGACUCUUGGGGUGUCCUGUGCAGGGCCAGGAGCUGGACUCAGUGAUCCUCGUGGGUCCCUUCCAACUCUGCAUAUUCUGGCAUCCUGUGAUCCAGUGAUCCCGUAAUUCUGUGAUCCUGUGAUUCUGUGAUCCUGGGAUUCUGUGAUCCCAUGCUCCUGUUAUUCUGUGAUCCAGUGAUCCCAUAAUUCUGUGAUCCUGUGAUUCUGUGAUCCCAUGAUCCUGUUACUCUGUGAUCCUGUGACUCUCUGAUCAGUGUUCCCAGACACUGGGCUGCCACAUGGCAGCAUUAACUCCAGCUCUCAGAUAAGGAGGCAAUUCCUUGCUAUCUUUUCCAGGAAAGCCAACUCUUGGUGCCUUUCUUUUUUGCAGAGAGGACUGAGGUAAGUGCAGGGGGAUCAGCUUUUCUGGGCUGUUUUGGUGACAUGAAUGCUGCUGUCAUGUGGGAUAAGAAAAAAGGGCUCAUGUCAGAGGGAUGUUAGCAGAAGAUAGAAAUAGCAGUGAUGGAAAACAAGUGAUAUCCAAGCACAUAAUUCCUGUCCCCAGAGCCUGCUGGGAGCACUGAUUUCCUGCAGACAUGGCACACAGAAUCAGUUCACUCCAGUCUUACACCUCCCUCAACUCUGCCUACUACAAGUAGCAGCAGAGGUGACAAGCUCAUGAUCUCUGCUCUCUCAGCUGCUAAAUGGAGCAAAAUAGGUGGUAAAAAAAUAUAUAAAUCCAUCCAUCAGAGAGCAAAGCAAUUCUUUGGGUCAGUGUCAGCCUUAGAGAAUGGAGGAGUCUCUCAGGUACCAGAAAAAAAAGGAGCCACAGCAGCUCCUGAUUCCUGGAGGCCUUGUGCCACAUCUCCCCUUGUUAAUGGAAUAAAUGUGGAGGAAUAUGUUUGACUCAGUUCAGCCAUGGGAUUAAACAGAGCCCCAGAUCAGCUUGGCUCUCCUCUUUCCAGCAGUAAAAUGCAUUAUGUUCUGUUCUGAGCUCCCAUCAGAGCUGCAAAUUCAUGGACAGCCCUUGUGGAGCCAGGCAAUAUUUUACUGUUGUUAUAAGGACUGUGCAAAAGACAGUGGAGAGAAACACAAGCAAGCACUAUCACAUGUGCUUUGGUGGCUGAAUAGUCUGUUACUUUCAAUAUCCUGAUGGUUUUGACUAUUCAAUAGAAGCAGUCUGACAUAUUUCUCAACUGUCUGCUAUAGCCAAAAAGCCUUCUUCACCCAGAUCAACAAUUAUAAUAUUUUUGAAUCCUAAACCACAUUCAGUUUCUCUGUUGUCCUGUUGGUUUAGCUGAGGUUUAACAAGCAUGUUAAUCAAAUUAUCAAAUAUAGCCUGAAUUUCUCUAGAAGUGAUCUGAUGCUGACAUAGAAAAAUUAAAACUAAAAAAAUGUUGAUGUCCUUUAGCAAAAGUUUCUACAUAUGUUAAAAAGCACAUCAAUUAUUUACAAACAAUUCUGUUUAAUUGUGCAAUAGAACGCUCUGCUUCCAUCAUCCCAGGGACACAGAAUUGAACUUCAUGAUCUCAAUUUUACACAUGCAGAGUCAAAGCAUCUUCAUUCCAGUUUUAAAAAUAAAUGACAGGCUUGCAAGUUUUCUUA